UUCUGGAUUCGUGAUUCUGAUCGGGUGGGGCACCUAACUGCCAAAAGGGUCCAAAAUAAGGGUCCAAAAUAAGGGUCCAAAAUAAAGCUGCUCAACCCAACUCUUGAAUCGUGAAGCCCAUUUUUAGGCAUAUAACAGCAGCAACUUGGGUUGUACUUGUUUCGAAUGUACUGUCAGCCACCCAUCACCAACAGAUAAGCUUCUAUUCUCAGCAGAAAGAGAAGUUCAAGUAAGGAUGAGUCAAGCAAAGCGUUUGCUGAUGGAGGGUCUAAUGCAGGCGCCCUAUGAUGCUACGGUGCGGUUGAUGUUGGCUUCCCUGGAGCGCAAUUUGCUGCCUGAUGCUGUUAUAAGGAGGUUAACACGGUUGCUCUUAGCUAGCCGUCUUCGCUCUGGUUAUAGACCCUCCACUGAACUCCAACUCUCUGACCUGCUUCACUUCGCUCACUCUUUAAGGGACAUGCCUAUAGCUAUCAAGACAGAUAAGCCUAAAGCUCAACAUUACGAGCUGCCAGCCUCUUUCUUCAAGUUGGUUCUGGGGAAGAAUUUCAAAUACAGAUGCAGUUGUUGUUACUUCUCUGAUGGGUCGAAAACUUUGGAGGAUGCUGAGGAAGCAAUGUUGGAACUGUACUGUGAGAGGUCGCAAUUAAAAGAUGGGCACACUGUUCUUGAUGUGGGUUGUGGAUGGGGCUCACUUUCUCUAUAUAUUGCCCGGAAAUAUCCCAAUUGCAUGGUUACAGGGAUUUGCAAUUCCAUCACACAGAAAGCUUUUAUAGAGGAGCAAUGCCGGGAUCAGCAGUUACAAAAUGUGGAUAUCAUUGUUGCAGACAUAAGCACAUUCGAAAUGGAGGCAUCAUUCGACAGGAUAUACUCCAUUGAAAUGUUUGAGCAUAUGAAGAACUAUCAGGAUCUCCUCAAGAAGUUAUCCAAGUGGAUGAAACAGGAUAGUCUUCUUUUUGUUCAUUAUUUCUGCCAUAAAGCAUUUGCUUACCACUUUGAGGAUAUAAAUGAAGAUGACUGGAUAACUAGGUAUUUCUUCACAGGAGGUACAAUGCCUUCAGCUAAUCUGCUUCUUUAUUUCCAGGAUGAUGUUUCUAUUGUCAAUCAUUGGCUUGUGAAUGGGAAACAUUAUGCGCAAACUAGUGAAGAGUGGCUCAAGAAAAUGGACCAAAACUUGGCUUCCAUCAAGCCAAUAAUGGAGUCAACCUAUGGCAAGGAGCAGGCUGUCAAAUGGGCUGUCUAUUGGAGAACAUUCUUUAUCGCUGUUGCAGAACUCUUUGGAUACAACAAUGGAGAAGAAUGGAUGGUUGCACUUUUCUUAUUCAAGAAGAAAUGAAACAGUCCAACAUUCGAGGAUAAAAGCAUGAGCAUUUAGCGUUAAAUGGCAAUAUUGAUUCUAAUAAGAGGAACUCUAUAGUUGUUGAAUAUCAUAAUUCAUAGCUAAACAAGAGUUGCAAGUCUUGCUAGUUGUUCCAUUGAGAAGAGAAAAGCAUUUUAUCACUUUGGAUGA
Messenger RNA from Durio zibethinus, 1507 nucleotides. Its product is annotated as (S)-coclaurine N-methyltransferase-like. The record is from RefSeq and is a predicted model, not a curated record. NCBI's taxonomy places the organism in Eukaryota, Viridiplantae, Streptophyta, Magnoliopsida, Malvales, Malvaceae.